This is a messenger RNA of Pelobates fuscus (common spadefoot toad), 5084 nucleotides long. It is a transcript of the gene KIF3C, whose product is annotated as kinesin family member 3C. Gene Ontology annotation, biological process: spindle elongation; microtubule-based movement; mitotic spindle organization. The transcript is spliced from 8 exons. Gene Ontology annotation, molecular function: microtubule motor activity; microtubule binding; ATP binding. Lineage: Eukaryota; Metazoa; Chordata; Amphibia; Anura; Pelobatidae. The coding region runs from base 517 to 2778 and encodes 753 amino acids. The record is from RefSeq and is a predicted model, not a curated record. Gene Ontology annotation, cellular component: microtubule associated complex.
CCCGCCCAGCCCCUCUGCCUGUUUUUCCCUGUCAUUCUCCCACAGCAGCGGUCACACUGCAAGCAAUGAGCAUCCACAGCUGACAGUCUCCUAGGCGUUUCCAGCUGCCUCUCAGGAAACCACGGAUAAUCUUCCAAAUUGGCCAAUGACACCCACUGGCUGAAACAUUUAUUUAUUUCAUUUUGUAAUCGUCCCCUGCUUUUGUUGUGAAUGUUUUUUGGGGGGGACGCCUUGGGGGUCUCAGGAGAAGGUACAUUACGGAGAAAUGAAAGAAUAGUCAUUUCCACUGAACCCAUUGAACAAUGUGCAAUGGGCAUCCAGCUGCCCGGGACUCAUGGCCGUUAAAUCCUUCUGCUCAGCAAAGAAAAGGUGAGGUGGAGGAGGAAUACGCCAAAGACGUCUAUCUCCAUGCAUCGAUGAAUUAGAGGAUUGGAGAUAUUGGCCCUACGUGUCUGGUUCUAGGUGUGCUGCUUGGAAUAAACAAGAGCAUCAGACACAGGAAGGGAGGGGGACAAAAUGGGCAGUAAACCCAAGAGCAGCGAGGCGCUGAAGGUGGUGGUUCGAUGCCGCCCCAUCAAUAGGAAAGAGGAGGCAGCUGGGUAUGACAGCAUUGUGUCUAUGGAUGUUAAGCUGGGGCAGGUGACCAUCCGGCAUCCCAGAGCAAAUCCAGUGGAACUGCCAAAGACGUUCACAUUUGACGCUGUGUAUGAUGCCAACUCCAAACAGGCUGAUUUGUAUGACGAGACGGUCAGGCCCCUUAUAGAUUCUGUCUUGCAAGGGUUUAAUGGCACCUUAUUUGCUUAUGGGCAAACUGGCACAGGGAAGACCUACACAAUGCAAGGUGUUUGGGCCGAGCAAGAGAAAAGGGGGGUCAUACCAUAUGCCUUUGACCAUAUUUUCACUCAUAUAUCACGGUCCCAAAACCAACAGUAUUUGGUGAGGGCAUCUUACCUUGAGAUCUACCAAGAGGAGAUAAGAGACCUCCUGAGCAGGGAUCAGAAUAAGAAGCUAGAACUCAAAGAGAAUCCCGAAACUGGAGUGUACAUAAAAGACCUCUCUUCAUUUGUGACUAAGAAUGUGAAGGAGAUCGAGCAUGUAAUGAACCUGGGUAAUCAGUCUCGGUCAGUGGCCUGUACCAACAUGAAUGAGCACAGCUCUAGGUCCCACACAAUUUUUGUCAUUACAAUAGAAUGCAGUGAACUGGGUGUGGAUGGAGAGGAACAUAUCCGAGUGGGGAAACUCAACCUGGUGGACCUGGCUGGCAGCGAGCGACAGAGCAAAACAGUAGUGAAUGGUGAAAGGCCAAAAGAAGCUUCCAAAAUCAAUCUUUCCCUUUCCGCUUUGGGAAAUGUGAUAUCAGCCCUGGUAGAUGGCAGGAGCACCCACAUUCCUUACCGAGACUCUAAACUGACCCGCUUGCUCCAGGACUCUCUGGGCGGUAAUGCCAAAACCAUAAUGGUUGCCACUAUGGGCCCUGCAUCUCAUCAUUAUGAUGAGACCUUGUCUACUCUCAGGUUUGCCAACAGGGCCAAAAACAUUAAGAACAAGCCAAGAAUCAAUGAGGACCCCAAGGAUACUCUGUUGCGGGAAUUCCAGGAAGAAAUUGCUAGACUGAAGGCACAACUGGAAAAAAGAGGGAUGCUGAGCAAGAAGAAGAGAAGAAACAGCCGCAGGAAAAAAUCAGUAGAUGGAGAAAGUAUCAUGGACACAGAGGUGGAAGAAGACAAUGAUGAAAACUUAAUUGAUAAAAAUGUGGGGUGUUACCUGAAAGAGCAAACCGAAAGGCUUGAACAGGAGAAGGCCGCCAUACAAGAUGACCACAGUUUACUGGCGGAUGAGAAGUUAAAGCUUAUUGAGGAGAAAGAGAAGAUGAUGGAGGACCUAUCUAAGGAGCGAAAAGCCACAGAGCUGUUAGCCGUGAAAUUCAAGGCUAUGGAGAGCAAGCUCCUGAUUGGCGGGAAGAAUAUCAUGGACCAUACAAACGAGCAGCAGAAAAUGUUGGAGAUCAAGCGGCAGGAGAUCGCAGAGCAGAAAUGGCGAGAGAGAGAGAUCCAACAGCAGAUGCUUCUGCAGGGCGAAGAGACGCUGGAACUUCGAGAGACCUACACAUCCCUGCAACAGGAGGUUGAGAUGAAGACCAAAAAACUCAAGAAGCUCUACGCCAAGCUCCAGGCUGUGAAGGGAGAGAUACAGGAUCAGCACGAUGAAUAUGUGCGAGUGAGACAAGACCUAGAACAGGCUCAGAAUGAACAGACCCGGGAGCUCAAAUUCAGAUACCUGAUUAUUGAGAACUUCAUUCCUCCGGAAGAGAAGAAUAAGAUAGUGAACAGACUUUACUACGAUUCCGAGGAGGAUCAGUGGAAAUUUCAGCCGCUCGUCCCACCGGGAAAUGGUAACCAAGGUGGGAGCACCAUGAAGAGGCGGCCAUUGUCCGCGGUGGGGUACAAGAGACCAAUCAGCCAGUAUGCCAGGGUUGCCAUGGUGAUGGGGUGUCAUCCCAGGUACCGGGCUGAGAAUAUUAUGUUCCUUGAGCUUGAUCUGACACCUCCGGCUGUGUUUGAGAUGGACUUCUCCAGAGAGCGAGCGGAUCAGGACCCCCGAGCUGUACAUCUGGAGAGGUUGACCCGCUUAGACAGUCUCAUGGAACGUCCUGCUGCAGCCCGAGUCCGGAAAUCAAGGUCCUGGUGUCAGCAGGCUCGCCUCCUCCCGUCAUCAACCACCCAUAUCUCAUUGUCCUCCAGCAGCCAACGGCGUCCUUUGUCACCUACCCAUGAGUGACGCCUGACAUCCCUUCACAGCUCCAGCCAAGCGCAACACCUUACACCAUGCUUAGCAUCCAACUUGGCCAUGAAGCAGCCACUGGCUUCUCACAACUGUUACCUCCGCCUGGAGCUGGCAGCUCAACCGAGGACGAUAGGAGCAGUUAUACUUGAGGAUUAAGAUUAACCUUAUUUAUUUAUUUAUUAUUUAUUUAAAUAGGCCCUGCCACCAUUUUACAGCACUUUGGGUUUUUGAUGGCUGGUAUAAGGGCAAUCACUGUUGUGUCUUGCAGCUCCCUGGCAACCCAGAAGAUUUAUUGUUGGAAGAAGAGCUUGCAAUCUGUUGGCUGUUUAUCUUUUUUGUCCGUGGGAGUGUACACUUUGCGGGCUAUGCCAGUGGUGAUGUUAGUCCCUGUGUUCUAUCGGUGAAGUGGAGCUCAGUGAUAUAUGUCUCUACAUUGCAAUUCCAGUCGCUCUGCUCACCCAAUAAUCAAUUUAUUGGUGUAUCCAGCCUGAAAAUUGUAUAUCUUCAGCUCCUUCUGGUAUAAACACCCCAACACUGCUACUCUCUUCUCUUCAGGAUUACGGCUAGUGAUGUAUGUAGCAUAAGGCACAGACGGCUAUGAAUCCCUCCCUUUUAACUCCUCCGUUAGGUCAGAUAACAUGAUUGUGGCUCAAAAGUCAAACUUCCAGUGCCUUAUCGUAAAGGCUUAUCACCAUACAACACACCGCAUCUGAUGACUUGCUUAUUAUUACUAUUAUUAUAAGAAAGAACGAUUUUUACACCAUGUUAUCACGCACGUUAUGUGGAGCAAAAUAAAUCUUGACCAGGAAGGAUUCUUCUUAAUAAUCUGCGGACAUUUGUCAAGUUCAAAAAUCAUUAAUGGCGACAAUAACUAUAAUAAUUGUAACAACUUUAAAUUUGACUCAAAUUGUAAAGCCGUGCUUGGCCAAUGUGAAUUUCUCUGCUUAUAAUGUGUCUUUAUAACCACUUUAUGACCACCAUUAGGCAAAUCCCCCGUCAUUAUGACCGUCCUGACAUAUAACUGAGAAGCUUAACUCCAAUUCUACUCUUGUUGUUACUUGGGUGUCUUAUUUUGCUGGGGUGGAAAUAAUUAGCAGAUAAUUCUCGUAUUCCUUCAGGAUUGGAUUCUGAAAAUCUAAUACAAGAAAUAUGGAUUACAGUUUAGUCAAUCGAAGGUCGGAUUAAGGAUGGGAGAAUGGAGAUUCAGCCCCCUAAUGGCACAAGUCAUCCCUCAAUUCAUUACUGGAAGGGGGGACAUUAUUGGUAUCCUUAGUGCACAUGGUGCGCCCCAUAUCCAGAUCCCACGAUACCUGUCAUCUAAACAAUAGCACAUAGCAAGAUCAGUGGAUCUCCACCAUCAUAACACAGCUUGACUGAAGGGCCAAUGUUACCAGGAACAGUUUGCUUGACUUUCAUUUUAUACUUGAAGCUGAUUUUUUUUUUAUCUGACCUCUAGAAAACUAUAGGAAUCUAGAAUGGGGUUGUUGGUUCCACCCUUUAUUUUUUUGCAGGCCCAAGAGACGCUUAAGAAGUCCGUCUAUGCUAAGCAAGUCAUGCUGGGAAUUAUUCGUGAGCUCUCACCGGGUGCAUCACAAAUGAGUUGAUGGGGUUAUAAAAUAAUCGUCUGUGAAGGUUAUUGUGAAAAUGUCACAUUGUGCAAUAAUACUGAGUAUUUCUAUGCAGUUUUAAAAGUCUACCGCUUGUUUAACCCCUUAAGGACACAUGACAUGUGUGACAUGUCAUGAUUCCCUUUUAUUCCAGAAGUUUGGUCCUUAAGGGGUUAAAGAACAGCGCGCGAAGGGUACUGUUCAUAUCAGGAUCAGCCUGUGCCACGGUCUUGCUUACCACUCUGAAAUUGUGCUAAAGAUGAAGAUUUCUUCCCAUAUUCGUGGUUUCUCUGUGUAUUGUUUGGGAACGACGUGGAAUUUUAGUAUCAGCCGGAGUGAGGCCAGUGAGUGAGUUUAUGAUGUCACAUUUUAAGAAGUCUCACAGUUUGGUGGCACUGUCCCCAGUAUGUUCAUAUUUCGGUGGAAUUAAGAGAUGGUUUCUUGGAGGGGGGGAUAGGUUGCUCCCUCUCCCAACACAUUCACAGCCAGGUAGCUUCCAGUUUACUUUUGCAAACUUUCACCACUUGUCAGUUUGGGUUUUAAUUUGGUGUCUAUGUAGAAAGCGAAGCACUGUAUAUCCCAUGAUGCUCAGGGGCCUGAAAUAAGCUCAAAUAUUGACACUUUAUGUGAGCAAAAGGGGGAGCGUCACCCAGAGAUCCAAUAAACAAUAUAAGAAAUAAAAUAUUAAUAUGU